GCUCGAGGAGGUUGUCAGGGUCGGCCGUCUGGGGUAAGCAGCUGGCGAGUGUUCGGCCGGUAGUCAGCAAUGGCGGGAUCCAUGUUCACGCGCUUCGUGGAGCCAGGCCGGCUGGCGCUCAUCACCUACGGGCCCUGCGCGGGCAAGAUGUGCACCGUGGUCGACAUCGUCGACCAGAAGCGCGUGGUGGUGGACGGCCCGGUGUCGGUCACCGGGGUUGCCCGGCACAUGAUGCCAGUGAAGCGGCUGAGCCUCACCGACUUCAAGACGACCGUCCCGCGCGGCGCCCGCGAGAAGACGCUGCGGGGGGCCCUGGAGAGGGACGGCAUUAUGUCCAAGUGGGCGGAGACGUCGUGGGCCAAGAAGGUCAAGGCCAAGGAGACCCGCGCUGCCAUGUCCGACUUCGACCGCUUCAAGCUGAUGGUGGCCAAGAAGAAGCGCUCUGCAACGGCGAAAUGGACGAGAAGGACGAUGAGGAAGAUGGGACGUUAGGAGGAGGAGGGAGAUCAGCGACAGCAGCGAGGUCUCAGCACGCGCAUUUUCCAGCCAUGCGCCGCGGACCCUCGAGACGGCCGCGCUCGGCUGC
Molecule: messenger RNA, 586 nt
Organism: Prorocentrum cordatum
Lineage: Eukaryota; Dinophyceae; Prorocentrales; Prorocentraceae
Source: the annotation of a GenBank genome assembly